AUGGAUGAUGAAAAGCUGUGGAGAGUUUCCAAGAAAGACUCCAUCUACCAGACGACUCAUUUCUCUACAAAACCCGACGUUUUCAGACGAAGCUUCUCAACAAAAGCUUCUUCUUCGUCUUCUAAACCCAUCUUCACAAGAAGUUCCUCAACAAAACCCACAUCUUAUACUUCCUCGGAACCAAUCUUCAGACGGAGUUUCUCUGCAAAACCCACUCCGUCAAAAUUUUUGUUUCUAUCUAGGAGCGGUUCAACGAAAGGUCAAGCUACAACUUCUUCUACCAAGUGUUCCAUCUCUCGGAGCUUGUCUCAGAAAGGUGCUUCCGCGACCCGAAAGUGUCGUAAUGUGGCGAAGGAGCACAAGUCCCGGUUCUACAUCUUGAAACGCUGCGUUUUCAUGCUUGUUUGUUGGCACAAACAUGCCUAAGAUUCCUUGCAGAGAUGUGAGGAAAGAAGAUUAGGUUAAAUAAUUACAGAGAAUUUACUCGUUAUAUCAUCUCAUUUUUCC
Messenger RNA from Eruca vesicaria subsp. sativa (arugula), 507 nucleotides. Lineage: Eukaryota; Viridiplantae; Streptophyta; Magnoliopsida; Brassicales; Brassicaceae. The record is from the annotation of a GenBank genome assembly.